This is a messenger RNA of Tigriopus californicus, 1790 nucleotides long. RefSeq names its product DCN1-like protein 3 (gene SCCRO3). The transcript has 2 exons. The coding region runs from base 342 to 1394 and encodes 350 amino acids. Gene Ontology annotation, molecular function: cullin family protein binding; ubiquitin-like protein binding; ubiquitin conjugating enzyme binding. Gene Ontology annotation, cellular component: ubiquitin ligase complex. The record is from RefSeq and is a predicted model, not a curated record. Lineage: Eukaryota; Metazoa; Arthropoda; Copepoda; Harpacticoida; Harpacticidae. Gene Ontology annotation, biological process: protein neddylation; positive regulation of ubiquitin-protein transferase activity.
CUCAGCAAGCAAGUCAUUCUUUCGUUCGGUUCGUUCCUUCGUUCUCCGUGAUUGGGAGUCCCAGAACCUCUCUGUAUGUAGUCUGUGUAGCUGACUUGGAACGAAAGGGAAAGCCCUUUCUAGCUAGAGUUGAACGAACACAGGUCUUCAAUUUGGUCAUUGUUUUCGAUAUCUCCCUCUCCAGUCUGGCCAGGAUUGAGUGAUUGAUUGAUUGAUUGACCGCCUCCGGAUUGGGAGACUCAGGCCAGGUGUUUGAUGAGGCUCUCAGUGUGAACCCCAGACACCCAUGGGGCAGGGAUGGUGGUGCUGUUGUGCCCUUGAGCAGGAUUUAGGGUGUGUGCAUGCGAUUGGCCUUGAUUAUGGGUGCAUUGUGCAGCAGAUGUUGCAAUCGAUCCCAUACCAGGGGCGGGGACUCCUUUCGAAAACCCUUGGACAGUCAUAAGCCGUUCUCAGAUCCAUCACCAGUGUUCCCGUUGGAUGGUGGCAAACCGUUCCAUCAGAACUUGGUGAAGCAGAACUCCUUGGGUUCUUCGCCUUACAGCACACAUCAACAUGGGGGCAUGGCCACGGCCGUCACGAUCACUUCGGGCCCGCCCAUAGUCACGAUAUUGGGCGCUAGCUCCGUGGGCGACCUCAAGGUCGAGUCCCACCAUUCCACGCGUCGGAGCUUUGUCAGUUUGUUGCCGCCUUUGGGUCGAUCCGGGAGCAACGAGUUCAAGCAUGGCUCCGAGAGCAAGAUCCAGGCCUUGUUUCUCAAGUACAAGGAUGGCCACGAGGAUGCCAUCCUGGCUCAUGGGGUGGAACACUUUUGUCGGGACCUGGAUCUCCGGCCCGAGGAUUUCCGGGUUCUAGUCUUCGCGUGGAAGUGCAAUGUGGAACAGAUGUGUCGUUUCUCGCGAAGCGAGUUCGUCCACGGGAUGCGGCUCUUACGGACCGACAGUGUUCGAGGCGUGCAAGCCCGUCUUCCCGAGUGCUUGUGCGAAUUGCUCAAUGAUCAAGCCGAGUUCAAAGACUUGUAUAGGUUUACCUUUGGCUUCGGUCUGGAGCCCGGACAGAAGGUCCUGCCCACCGCCAUGGCUGUGAGUUUGUGGCAAUUGGUGUUUUCUCAACGAGAGCCAGUGCUGCUUGGUCGGUGGGUCGAGUUCCUGAAGGCUCAUCCCGAGAUCCGGGGUAUCCCAAGGGACACGUGGAACAUGUUUCUGAACCUCACGGAGGCUGUGGGCGAUGACUUGUCGGUUUAUGAUGAUUCCGAAGCUUGGCCUGGGCUCUUUGACGAUUUCGUGGAGUACGAAAACGACAAUGCCAACCAAAACGUGUGCAAGAACGACCUCAAAUACUUCCACAGACAAGAUGGGAGCAAUAGCCGUGAUGACGAUAAAGAGACGGAAUUCUGAAGUCACCACCUUCAGCCUUCUUUGUCGCGUCGUGUCAUCAAUCAGCCCACCACAGCAACGCAUCAUUCUUCCAGACCCCCUCCCCCCUCCCACUUCCUCCCCGCCCAUUGUUUACCUCGUUUCCCCAAAUAAUGAUGUUCAUUCGUAAUAGUGUUUGAAGCCAUCGAUCGAUUCAUGAUAAAAAGAGUCGAUAACAUACUCGAUGAAUCGUCGAGUAAUGCAAGUGACCGAAUGUUGUUACGGAAGUCCCACUCCGCUGGCCACAUUCUCCUUUAGGAAUUCGAAUUUUGACCAUGCCUUUUCUGUCGGUCAGCCUCUACACCCGCAUUGUCAUAAUACCAUCCCAUUAUCGCCAUCAUUGAAUGUCCAAUGACAAUACAUUGUAAGCAAAAACCA